Messenger RNA from Columba livia (rock pigeon), 1644 nucleotides. Its product is annotated as CMRF35-like molecule 6. The transcript has 7 exons. The record is from RefSeq and is a predicted model, not a curated record. Bases 58 to 1053 code for a protein of 331 amino acids. Lineage: Eukaryota; Metazoa; Chordata; Aves; Columbiformes; Columbidae. Gene Ontology annotation, cellular component: plasma membrane. Gene Ontology annotation, molecular function: transmembrane signaling receptor activity.
UCAGGGGCAGUGCUGGGGGCGGGCCAGGCCCCUCUGUCCCGGGGAGAGGAACCGGGUAUGGGAAUUCACCGACCCCGCCGUCCUGGAGUGGCCAUGCAGCUCCUGCCGCUGCUCGCCUGGGCGCUGCUGCCGGGCUGCUGGGCGGUAAGGGGACCCGACACCGUGCAGGGAGUCCCGGGGGGGUCCCUCUCGGUGACCUGUGAGUAUGAUCCCGGCGAGGAGAAGAAACCGAAAUUCUGGUGCUAUCCGGCAAUUACUGUUUUCACCUGUGAUGGUGACAUCGUCAUCACCUCGGAGGAGCAGCCCACGGUACAGAAGGGCCGAUUCUCCAUUCGGGACAAUCACACACGACGGGUGUUCACAGUGACCAUGGAGCACCUGAAGCUGUGGGACGCGGGCACCUACCGCUGCGGGGUGAGAACGGGCAUAAUCCAGCGUGAUAAGAGUGCCGAUGUGGAGGUGAUCGUGUCCCCAGCUUCCUCCUCCACAACAUCGCCUUACAUCCUGGCCACCAAGCACUCCUAUCUCACUAGCUCUGUCUCAGUCCCCACACAGACAACUCCCCAGCGGGAAGCUGUGCCACCGAGACCAAAUCCCUCCCACCACGGAGGCUCCAGCGCUCCAGACUUGGACGUGGUUGAGCACAUCCUCAUUCCAGGCAUUGUGGUGGUGGUUCUUUUGCUUGCAGCGGCUGUUGGUGUUUUGGUAAUGCUGUCCAGGAAGAGGAAGAAGGCCUUCUCUGGAGCAGCUGUAGAGAUGGACAGGACUCACAGCACGUCGCAUAAAGAAGAGGAUGACUUGAACUAUGCGGACCUCAACCACGCCAGGGGCACAGCCGAGACCCAAUUGUACAGCAAUGCCGAAGCAUUCCACAGCCUGGCAAACACCACGACCGAAUACAUGGAGGUCAAGCAGAGCGACAAGCAUUUGGAAGAGGAAAAAGAGGCUACACAUGCCAGCGUGCAGAAGCCCCCACCAGAGCAGAUCUACGCCAACGUGUCAGCAGCCCCACCACCCAGAGAAGAGCUGUACAGCUUGUUGCAGGGGGUGUGAGCCAGCACCCAGCCCCAUGGGCUGCUCCUGCGACUCUCCGUGCAGGCAGGAGCUGGCUUGACAGCAAAGCUGCUCAGACAUUUCCCUGGAGCGACCUCAAAGAGGAUGAGGCUGAGCAGGAGACGUGGAGCAAGAUGAGGAUGAAAUCAUCCCUCUGCAUUUGGAGAGCUCACCUGCACAGCACUAGUGCUGAGAAUAAAAAACUGUCCCUUGCAUCGGGGUAGCCCCGGCCAGAGACCGGCCAGGCAGGGGCUGGAAGAACCCAGUGGCAGGAGGCGAGGGUGGGCUGGGGGUUGAGGGUGGGCUGCUCUGCUCCUGCCUGUCUGUGGAGGAGUGCAGGAUUUGAGGAGCACAUCUCUUUUUCCUCAGAGCAUUUCCUUCCUCUCCAUCAGAAAACGUGUGCUCCAGGCUCCUUGCUCCCUCAUCCCCAGGGACAAGUGCUGGGCAGGUACUCCAGCUAAGAGGCUCUUGCACCCCCAGGGUUGUGCAAUGCUUCCCAAACUGCUCUUGCUACCUGGUGAGCUGCAAAGUGACAGGUUGUGGGAGUGACUCUGACUUGUUUUUGAUAAACAGCCUCUAAACACCAUUAAA